Molecule: messenger RNA, 4295 nt
Organism: Octopus bimaculoides (California two-spot octopus)
Lineage: Eukaryota; Metazoa; Mollusca; Cephalopoda; Octopoda; Octopodidae
Product: thyrotroph embryonic factor
Biological process (GO): regulation of transcription by RNA polymerase II
Cellular component (GO): nucleus
Molecular function (GO): RNA polymerase II cis-regulatory region sequence-specific DNA binding; DNA-binding transcription factor activity, RNA polymerase II-specific
Source: RefSeq, a predicted model, not a curated record
GUUGCGUCUCACUUGCCUAAAAUAAAGCCGGAGACUAUAGCAUCUCAUUAACUACUACACUGCCAUUAUGAUGGUCUGUCGACAAAUUAUUUUCUCUGUCUUCUCUGAAUCUUCAACAACUCCUUAUGGACAUUUCCAUAUUACUCUAGAUCACCACUAGGUGGAACUACAAACUCACGAAUUAUCUCCCUUGGCAUUUUCCUGUUGCCUUUAUUAAAUCUCUUUAAUUUAAAAAAAAAAAAUGAAAAAGAUGUAAACUUCAACAUAUUUCCAAAUUUUGACUGAAAAAAAUGGGAAGAUUCAUCUAACAUUUACCAUGAUAUAUUUACAAAUGCAUACAAAUGGAAAUAAUUUGAAAUUAAAAUUUGGAACAAAUUAAAUAAAACGUCAAACAAGAAAAAAAAACAACCUGAAAACCUCCCGAUUUCCCCAGUUUACACUCACCCCUGUCACAUUUUAAUUCCAUGGGACUGAUUUUUCACUGAUUAUUUUUGAAGUCUCGAUUCAAAAUCAGACUGAACCAACAGAAAAAAAGAAAAAAAGAAGUAAAAACACAAACAAACAAAAUCCUGAUUUGUUUAGAGUCAUUGUCUCUUUGAUUAAGAUGUCUUCUUAUAAUUCUUGUGCUACAUAUACUCUUUUACAAUCGUCUUUCCGAUAUGCAAAACCUCAAUUACCGCUUGGGUCUUUCAAUCAUCAGAACUUUAAUCAUUCUUCAAACUAUUCAACUGGUCAGUCGGCCAUUCCGUCAUCGAUCUCAAAGUCUUUACCCCCAACCGCAAGCAGCAAUAAUGGCAAUAACCACACAUUUAACUGGCAUUACCCGGUAAAGACGGACGGGACAGUCGCUCGGAGGAACUGCAUGAGAGAGUCCCUUAAUAGACAUGGUACUACCUGCUAUCCUGGGAUUCGAUCAACUAUAGUAAAAGAAGAAAGUUCUAAAUACAGUGAUGAUGAACAGAAUAACUUGUCUGCGUUUCUGGGACCAAACCUUUGGGAGAAAUCCAGUGGUGCUGAUUUUAAACUGGAGUACAUGGAUCUUGAUGAAUUCCUAGUGGAGAAUGGUAUCCCUCUUGAUCCGGUGAAUGAUUCAUUAGACAGUAAUGACAAAAAUACUGCAUCAGAUGUUUCAUUGGACAGUUUUGUACAGUCGCCUGAGCAAGUCAACUUCAAAGUCAAAGAAGAGGAUCUUCACAGCAUUUCCUCAGACUCUACCGCUUACAAACAAGAUGACAAUGACUUAAUACCAGAAGAUGAUGAUCAAGAAGAUGAGGAGGAUGAGGAUGAGGAUGAUGAUGAUGAUGAUGAGGAUGAGGAUGAUGAUGAUGAUAGUAAUUGUAAUUCUGAUGUAUUUGAGCCACCAAAACCUGGCAGAUCUCAGGUUCCAGGUAAAAACGGUUUUGACCCUGCUAAGCGAAAAUUCUCAUCAGAUGAACUGAAGCCUCAACCACUUGUCAAAAAAUCUAAGAAAAUAUUUGUACCUCUUGACAGAAAAGAUGAAAAAUAUUGGGCACGGCGCAAAAAGAACAACAUUGCUGCAAAACGGUCUCGUGACGCACGCCGUGUGAAGGAGAAUCAAAUUGCAUUGAGAGCCAACUUUCUGGAAAGUGAGAACCAAAACUUGCGAGAGAAAAUGGCUAAAGUUCUCAAGGAUAUGUCUCAGAUCAAGAAAGAGAAAGAUACUCUUAAAAGUGACAAUGAUUUCCUGCGAAAACAACUGAGCAAGUACAGUUGUCAGUAAUAAGACCAAAAAACAAACAUGUAAUUGUGUAGCAUUAUAAAUUUUUAUGGAUCCUGAUGGGCAGGUUUCAUUAUCCUAAUCUGUCAGAAAUUGUAGAGAUUUGGGGGAAUUGUUUUUUUUUUUUUUCUUAUUUUCUCUCGGUGAGAUUUUCCAAACAUUGGUCACAUAAUUCUACACACAUUAUAUCAAUUUCAUUUCUCACAAACUUGAACAUGUAGCUUUUAUAAAGUGGCAUGAACAUAUUAUGACUAGUGUUAUAAAAAAAGAAAAGAAACAGAAAAGAGAGCAUUUCUACCUGGCAUGUAUGGGUUAAUCACAUUCAGUUUUACAAUAUUAAAUAUUUUAAACUUUCUUUAAAAAUAACUCAUCAAAUAUUUAGAGAGGAAUUCAGAAAGAACGACAAAUGUGGAUGCACAUAGACAUACGCAUACAAAGAAAUACAUGCACACACACACAUACGUAUAUAUAUAUAUAAUGCUUCAACAGAAAUAUUGAUGUUUAAGCUGAAAAUAAAGUCCAUCAUUUGCUUGUAAUAAACAUUGAUUUCUUGUGUAGGCAAAAACAUGGGUAUGGGUGGAUGGGUGUUGUUAUAACAAAUUGACUUUCAUGCCUUUUUUCAAGGGGGUUGAGACAAACAGUGUGAAAAGUAUCUACAACUGGAAAUUAAAACCAGAUUGCUGAUGAAAAAAAAAACAUUAAUCCAUACAUAAUAAUUCUUAUUAAUAUGUUCGUUUCUUGCCAUUUUAUGUCAAUCUCUAUUGACUGCCCAGUCAUUGGGUCAGUGUUUCCAGCAUUGUUGAGACUAACAUUUAUUGCUUCUGCAUAAAAAAAAAAGACAAAAUCUUUUUUCUCAUCAGAAAUUAUUAACGACAUUUUAUUAAGUAUUUCUUCAUUUAUUAUUUUUUUUUUUCCAUUCAAAUUUUGUUUCCACUCCAUUUUAUUGAAAUCGGUAUUUUUUAUAUUUUAUUUUUCUCAAUGCAUGACUUAGAACUAAUUCAUUGGAGUUCACUCCAUAUUGAAUGCUGCUGGAAGUAUUUGAAAAAAAUAUUUUUUUUACUCUUGUUGACCUUACAGAUUAUACUAAUAAAUUAAUUUGGACUGUUUUACUCAGCUCUCAAUUUAGUUUUCUAGUACAAAGUGCUCUUUUAAAUGUUUGCCUUUUCAUAUAAGAAGGAGGUAGCAGGUUAGUGGUACGAUGUGAUAGACUGCUAUUUGUUAGCUUACAUUGUCUACAAUGUCUGCUUUAUUAGCUACGAUUAAUAAUGAUGCAGCAGAGAAGAACUUCAGUUUUUUCAUUUACUUCUCUUAAGAACUGCCAGUGCAUGCAGUAGUCUCUUUCUUUCAUUUGUUAAGAAAUGGCUUGUAGUUGUCUUUUGCUUGGUUCUCAUACUAGAGCAGUACUUUUCAACCUUUUAAGAAUGGCAACACAAUGUUAUUUCACUAAAAAUGAAAUCACACACACACACUAUAUAUAUAUAUAUAUAUGUAGUUAAACAUUUUUUAGCCAUUUAGCAGGAAAAUAUUUGGGCUUGCAUGUAAGCGUGAACAUGUACAGUCAAACUAUUUUAAUUGAAAUCUUCAAAUCUGAAAAAUGAGACAAAAUGUUCUGACGUCAGCUGAUUUCACAAGGAUAGACUGCUUGGAAAGCACUGUUUCUACACUUUGGAUGACAAUAAGCCAACCAGGAUCAGAUAUUAGUUCUUUAAAUUAUUAUUUAAAAUUUUUUUUCAUCAAAUGCUUCUCUCAAUGCUGUCAGAUGUCGACAUUAUUCUCAGGUAUUUCCUUAUUGUAAACAAUGGAAAAUCCACUGAAAAAAAUAAAUAUAUAUAUAUAAAGAGAGAUAUAUACGUUUUUAAUUUCAUGGCAUCAACCAUUAGUUUGAAGAAAUACUAACUCAUUUACUACCUAGCUCUCCUCAUUUUUAGGCUUUGGCAUGUUCCCCUGCCCCAUCCUACCUCCAUAACUCAUUUCACUACUAUCUCUGUACCCAACAGCCAUGACAUGUAUUAUGUGCACAAUGUGAAAACAUGAAAAAAAAAAAAAAGCAACAAAUGUUUCUAUAUCGAAUAUCCCACAUCUUGUGCAUAAUAUAUUUACUAACUUAUCUUACAGAUAUAUAGAAAUUCAUCUUAAAAUACCUGUACACUAACAAAACAUCUUUUCAUAUUUCCUUUAAAUAUAUAUAUAUGUACAUAUAUAUAUCUCAUAUUGUAUAUCUAUAUAUCAUAUAUAUAUAUGAUAAAUUCAUUAGUCUCAUUUACAUUUAAAAUCUAUAAAAUAUUUGACACUUUUUUUCCCCUAAUUUGAUUUCUGCAUGAAGUUUUAGUAUUUUAAUUCUUAUCUUUUCCUCCGUCUUUUGUAGUUUUGACAUAUUUAAUAUAUAGACUGGAGGAGUCUUUCAUAGCUCUGUGAUUUUACUCAACUGCCAUUUUUCUUGUAGAGACUCUUAAUCACAAAUGAACUUCUGGAUAAUUUUUUUUCUCUUGUUAGUUCAAAUGUUUUGAUGCUUUUAUACUUCAGCCAUUGUAAAUAAAAUUGUUUUAAAUUGCUAAAA